GAUACACCAGCUUCUUCACAGAGCCACUUCACUGAGAGCAGAGAGACCUCCCAGAAAGCAGAAACCAGCACCGUCCCAGGAGUGAGCACAUCAGCUCCUUCAUCCUCACCGAGUGGAACCAUCAUUACUUCACAUGGUCCUCAGGAGACACCCUAUUCAGCUGCGACCACCACUUCACCCAACCCUAGUGUCAGCCACACAUAUCUGUCAACAUCACAAAUGACCACAGCCCCCCCUUCAACAUCCACUGCUCUUGGGAAAACAGAGGACAGUUCACUGUCUGGAGCUACAACUCCUACCGCAGUCACCACAGCAGUCUCACAGACAACUGAGGGAAAUGGAAACACAACAGCAUCCUCUUUCAGCACCUCCACUCAGGAUACACCAGCUUCUUCACAGAGCUACUUCACUGAGAGCAGAGAGACCUCCCAGAAAGCAGAAACCAGCACCGUCCCAGGAGUGAGCACAUCAGCUCCUUCAUCCUCACCGAGUGGAACCAUUGCCAAUUCCCAUGGUGCUCAGGAGACACCCUAUUCAGCUGCGACCACCACUUCACCCAACCCUAGUGUCAGCCACACAUAUCUGUCAACAUCACAAAUGACCACAGCCCCCCCUUCAACAUCCACUGCUCUUGGGAAAACAGAGGACAGUUCACUGUCUGGAGCUACAACUCCUACCGCAGUCACCACAGCAGUCUCACAGACAACUGAGGGAAAUGGAAACACAACAGCAUCCUCUUUCAGCACCUCCACUCAGGAUACACCAGCUUCUUCACAGAGCCACUUCACUGAGAGCAGAGAGACCUCCCAGAAAGCAGAAACCAGCACCGUCCCAGGAGUGAGCACAUCAGCUCCUUCAUCCUCACCGAGUGGAACCAUCAUUACUUCACAUGGUCCUCAGGAGACACCCUAUUCAGCUGCGACCACCACUUCACCCAACCCUAGUGUCAGCCACACAUAUCUGUCAACAUCACAAAUGACCACAGCCCCCCCUUCAACAUCCACUGCUCUUGGGAAAACAGAGGACAAGGACAGUUCACUGUCUGGAGCUACAACUCCUACCGCAGUCACCACAGCAGUCUCACAGACAACUGAGGGAAAUGGAAACACAACAGCAUCCUCUUUCAGCACCUCCACUCAGGAUACACCAGCUUCUUCACAGAGCCACUUCACUGAGAGCAGAGAGACCUCCCAGAAAGCAGAAACCAGCACCGUCCCAGGAGUGAGCACAUCAGCUCCUUCAUCCUCACCGAGUGGAACCAUCAUUACUUCACAUGGUCCUCAGGAGACACCCUAUUCAGCUGCGACCACCACUUCACCCAACCCUAGUGUCAGCCACACAUAUCUGUCAACAUCACAAAUGACCACAGCCCCCCCUUCAACAUCCACUGCUCUUGGGAAAACAGAGGACAGUUCACUGUCUGGAGCUACAACCCCUACCGCAGUCACCACAGCAGUCUCACAGACAACUGAGGGAAAUGGAAACACAACAGCAUCCUCUUUCAGCACCUCCACUCAGGAUACACCAGCUUCUUCACAGAGCCACUUCACUGAGAGCAGAGAGACCUCCCAGAAAGCAGAAGCCAGCACCGUCCCAGGAGUGAGCACAUCAGCUCCUUCAUCCUCACCGAGUGGAACCAUCAUUACUUCACAUGGUCCUCAGGAGACACCCUAUUCAGCUGCGACCACCACUUCACCCAACCCUAGUGUCAGCCACACAUAUCUGUCAACAUCACAAAUGACCACAGCCCCCCCUUCAACAUCCACUGGUCUUGGGAAAACAGAGGACAGUUCACUGUCUGGAGCUACAACUCCUACCGCAGUCACCACAGCAGUCUCACAGACAACUGAGGGAAAUGGAAACACAACAGCAUCCUCUUUCAGCACCUCCACUCAGGAUACCCCAGCUUCUUCACAGAGCCACUUCACUGAGAGCAGAGAGACCUCUAAGAAAGGGGACACCAGUAUGGUGACAGGAGUCAGCACAAUAGCCCCUUCAUCCUCACCCAGCGGAAACAAUGUUACUUUACCUGUUACUCAGGGGACCUCCUAUUCAGCCCCUGGCCCUGUAGUCACCUGGAACUCCACCACCACAUUCACAGAUCAUCCCACACUCCUGUCUGAUAUCAGCACUUUCUCACCAUCCACAGUACGCUCAAGCUCCACUGUGAAGACUGAGACAUCAGGAGCAAUCACAACCUCACUGAGGACAGACAGUGAGAGAAGCACAGCAACAUCACUACCCUCAACAACUUCCCAGACCCUUAUAACCUCAACUCCCAGCACAUCCACAGGCACACACUCAACAGUUACCCCAGUCCCUAUCAAUUCUGAGAAAGGUGUUUCCCUCUUCCCCUAUGGGCCACAUGUUGGAGACCAGGAGUUUGUCAGGAGGAGAGCAGACUUCACCUCGCCGCUCUUCAAGCCCCAGAUUGGCUUCCCUUUUGGCUCCUCUCUCCGAGAUUUCCUCUACUUCACAGAUAAUGGUCAGAUCAUUUUCCCGGAAUCAGAGUACCAGAUUUUCGCCUACCCCAUCCCUCCCCUUAGAGGUUUCACACACAGGGACAAGCUGGCCAUUGUGGCUCCAUUCUGGGACGAUGCUGAUUUCUCCAACCACAAGGGAACCAUAUUUUACCAGGAAUAUGAGACUCUCUAUGAUGACUACAAACCACUUGUAGUCCAGCAGGUGGAAUCUUGGAUUGAAAAGUUUACAAACACCUGGAACUACAAAGCCAGGUGGACCCUAAAGGUCACAUGGGUCAAUGCCUCUGCCUAUCCUGCCCAGUGGACCUAUGGGACCAGCACCUACCAGGCCAUCCUUUCCACAGAUGGAAGCAGAUCCUUCACCCUGUUUCUCUACCAAAGUGGUGGGAUGCAGUGGGAUGUGACCCAGCACCCAGGCAAUUGGGUCCUCAUGGGCUUCUCCAGUGGAGAUGGGUAUUAUAAAAACAGCCCACUGACACUCCAGCCAGCAUGGGAGAAGUAUCGUCCAGACCAAUUCUUGAAUUCCAACUCAGGCCCCAAGGGGCUACAGGUCUAUAAUCUACACAGUAGAGAAAGACCCAACUACCGUCUCAGGUGCCUGCAGCGGUUGAAGAUACAGCCUCAGUUGCCCAGCUUGGGCUGGGACCACAUCUCCUGCCCUUGCUCUUGGCAGCAGGGACUAUGGGACUUACGGUUCCAGCCCAUCCACAUAGGUUGGUGGGGCCUCAGCAGCAGGCAGCUGUGCAGCUUCUCCUCCUGGCGUGGGGGCGUGUGUUGCAGCUACGGGCCAUGGGGAGAGCUUCUCCAAAGCUGGAGAGUGCAGAGUCUUUGGCAGCUUGAGCAAGAACUGGAGCUGCAGGACUGGUGCUGCCGUGGGACUGACCAUUCCUCCUUCUGCACCCUGUACCACCAAAGGCAGCCCCGCAUCAGCUGUGCUUGGUACCAGCCCCCAAGGCCCGCCUGGAUGUUUGGGGACCCCCACAUCACCACCUUGGAUGGUGCCAAUUAUACCUUCAACGGGCUGGGGGACUUUCUGCUAGUCCAUGCCAGGGAUGGAAACUCCUCCUUCCUGCUUCAGGGCCGCACUGCCCAGACCGGCUCAGCCCGGGCUACCAACUUCAUUGCCUUUGCUGCUCAAUACAAUACCAGCAGCCUGGCUCCCAUCACGAUUCAGUGGCUUCUUGAGCCCAAUGACAGAGUCCACGUGUGGCUCAAUAAUCAGACUGUGACCUUUGAAGAUGGCGAAGACCAGGAAAUCUUCAAUACCACUGGAGUUGUAAUGAACCGCAAUGGCUCCCUGGUGUCAGCCAGCAUAGAUGGGACAGUGAUCGUCUCAGUGAUUGCUCUCUCCAACAUCCUUCAUGCCUCCUGCAGCCUCCCAGAAGAGUACCGAAACCAUACAGAGGGCCUCCUGGGGGUGUGGAACGACUCUCCAGGUGAUGACUUCAAGAUGCCCAAUGGCACUGUUAUUCCCCAAGGGAGCCCUGAAGAGGAACUUUUUCACUAUGGAAUGACCUGGGAAAUCAAUGGAACAAGCCUCCUUGGCAAGAGGGACAACCACCUGCCUUCCAACUUCACCCCGGUCUUCUUUGACAAUCUGUUCCAAAACAGCUCCUUGACCUCCGGGUGUAAUGGAGACAAACAAUGUAUCUAUGACACCCUGGCCACAGGAAACACAGAGACUGGACUGCAUACUGAGAUGCUCUUGAAAAGAUACCAGGAGAUGAACAACACCCUCAAUCAGUACCCGCCCUCUAUAGAUGGUUCCCAAGAGUUGAAAGCCUACAUGGGGAGCACCGAGCUGAUUCACUACAAAAGCAAGUCUAAGGAUGUCAUAUUCACUCUCAGAAACAACAACACUGAUGACUUCAAGCUUUUUGAGAAUGGAACAUUGCUAUGGACACCAAGCUUGCUGAAACCAUUCACUCUGGAGAUUCUAGCAAGAAGUGCCAGGGACAACUUAUCAUCUUUACUCCAGCCGAAGACCGUGGUCUGUGCUUGUAAGGAAAAGAAACAGUGCUUAUACAACCAGACCAGAUGGGUGGGCAAUUCCUCCCUGGAGGUGGCCGGUUGCAAGUGUGACAACAACAAUUUUGGUCACUACUGUGAACGUUCCAAGGACCUCUGUGAUGAGCAGUGCUUCCCAAAUGUGAAGUGCAUCCCUGGGCAGGGCUGCGAGGCUUGUCCUUCAAACCUAACUGGGGAUGGACGUCACUGUGCACCUCUGCAAUACUAUGAACUCUGUCAGAAUACGUCCUGCCCUGUGAAUUACUGCUACAACCAAGGCCACUGCUACAUCUCCCAGACUCUGGGCUGCCAGCCCACCUGCACCUGCCCCCCAGCCUUUACAGAUGCCCGCUGCUUCCUGGCUGGGAACAAUUUCACUCCAACCCUCAAGUCAGAGCUUCCAUUAAGAACCAUCCAGAUCUUUCUCAGUGAAGAAGAAAAUGCCUCUGCAGAAGAGGUCAACGCCUCGGUGGCCUAUAGACUGGAGAGGCUGGAUGUACGGGCCUUUGUACUGAACAGUGAAGUGGAAAAUAUUGGUCGUCCAGUAGCGCUGACCUCAGGAAAAUCCCUUCAACAAUGGAGGGUCGUAUCGAAGUUCCAGUACCGCCUUUGGGGUCCUGUCAUCGACUUCCUGAACACCCGGCUGCUGGAUGCAGUGGUGGAGGCAUUUUUACUACAGGCCCCGCGAGGGCGUUGGAAGAGAAGUGAGGGACCCAGGAACAACGUGGUCUUCAACACCAUCUCCAGAAGAGAUGUGCACAGUUUGAGAGCCUGGAACGUGAGCACACUGCGGACUUACUUAAAAUGCAGUGGCUACAAGGGCUACAAACUGGUCUACAGCCCGCAGGGCGGCUUCACCUGCAUGUCCCCCUGCAGCGAGGGCUACUGUGAGCACGGAGGCCAGUGCCAGCACCUGCCGGAUGGGCCCCACUGCAGCUGUGUGCCCUUCUCCAUCUACAUGCCCUGGGGCGAGCACUGUGAGCAGCUGAGCAUGAAACUCGGCGCCUUCUUCGGGAUUCUCUUUGGGGCCCUGGGCGCCCUCUUACUACUUGGGGCCGUAGCAUUUGUGGUCCUGCACUUCUGGCGCUCCCGGAUCCAGUACUCCUACCCCCUGGACUCAGAAAGCUGAAGCCUCGCCCCCCAGGGGGAUAACUGUGCCUUAAGAUACCUCAAGACCCUCCCCAGCCUCACCUGCAUACUUCCAGGAGCCUUUCCUUUGGACAGAUUGGAAAAACGAAGAUGACUGAAGGUCAUUAAGGAUUCUUCAAGGAGAAUGAAUAAUGGGAAUGAAUAAUGAUAAAGAGGAGCACAGCUUAUCAGUAGACACAGAGGUGAACUGGAAGAGACUGUAAAGAUCUACAUAAACCAAUGGAUUCUCACAAGAACACUGAUACACACACACACACACACACACACACACACACGAGUUAAUAAUGGGGUGAUGGCUCCAACUUAAAAACCAAAAUGCAUUUGCACAUAAAACUCUCCAGUUUACAUCUAAGUAAAGUCUAUUUAAAUAAAAUCUCUCUGACUUACUGUG
Messenger RNA from Phyllostomus discolor (pale spear-nosed bat), 6030 nucleotides. RefSeq names its product mucin 4, cell surface associated (gene MUC4). Bases 220 to 5619 code for a protein of 1799 amino acids. The transcript has 26 exons. Lineage: Eukaryota; Metazoa; Chordata; Mammalia; Chiroptera; Phyllostomidae. Gene Ontology annotation, biological process: cell-matrix adhesion. The record is from RefSeq and is a predicted model, not a curated record.